Molecule: messenger RNA, 420 nt
Organism: Durusdinium trenchii
Lineage: Eukaryota; Dinophyceae; Suessiales; Symbiodiniaceae
Source: the annotation of a GenBank genome assembly
AUGUCAUGUCAUCAUAAGGACCCACGACCUAACAUCUUUUCCCAUCAAAAACGGCGGACACUUGGAGUUUGUGCUGAUUUCGAAUUCAUCACUGAAUAUUCCCAUGUCUUUGGAGUUUCGAAACCAUGCGAAACCAACUUGGUUGACUCACUUUGCGGAGUUGUUGAGACUUCAGCUUUUCAUCCUCUUGUCACGGCCUCACCGCAUUGUUUUCAGCCCAAAACUGUUUGCGGUGUCCGCCGUGCGUGGGUGGUCGCAUGGAAAGCCCUCCAGAUCGACGCAGCGAAGGUGACCCCCACUGGUUGCCCGAUGGCAGUCACGUUCGGCUGCAGCACCUGGUCGCCGCUGCGCAACUUAACGGGCGCACGGGCGUGGUACAAAGCUUUGACGCUGAACAGUGGGCUCAUCACGUGCACUUGA